AUGCGCGCGUGCGGCAACGGCAACGGCGGCGGCAACGGCCGAUUGCCUGUCGUCGUAGGGCCGAUGCUAGUUGAGGAAUUAGAUGAGAGUAAAUUUCUGCGGUUUGGUCAAGAUCUGUAUCGACUCGUGCAAGAAACAGAUGAUUCACCGAUGCGCUCGACGUUAGGACAUACUCCUCUACAUCGUAUUUGUCGAACGAUCGGACAUCCUGGCUUAGAGGCAAUAAUUUGCCAAGUCAUCGAAUACACUAAGCAGACGUUGCGAGUCGAUGUUCGGGACAAAUGGGGAAAAUCUCUACUUCACUACGCCGCGCAUCUCGAAAACAUCGAACUCGCCGAAUCUCUGCUGAGACGGGGGGCUGAUCCAAAUUUGGCCGACGAAAAGGGUUCGACGCCUUUACACGUGGCUCUGGUCUCCGGCAACAAGACGAUAGUCGAAUUGCUGCUGAAAAAUGGCGCUAACGCGAGUCAGGCCACCAAGGAUGGACGGACUCCUCUGCACCUCGUUAGCAGUCGGAAAAAUCGCGACAUAGGCUUGGCGAAGCUGCUCUUCAAGUACAGCGGCUCGUCCCAGCGGGCGAUGCCAAUCGAUGCUCGAGACGUAUACGAUAACACACCGCUGCACCGGGCUCUGAUGAACGAACACGAGGAAUUGGCCGAAUUACUGCUGAGAAAAGGCGCCGAUGCGAGUUUAGCCAACAAAGACGGGUCGACGCCUCGUCAGAUCAUCGAUCAGAAAGGAUACAAGGUUUUGGCGAAGAUAUUUUUUGGGAUCAAGAAUACGAAACGUCGGCCGGUGAAGAUCCAUGCCCGAGACGAUUGGGGCCGCACGCCCCUGCUCAGGGCUCUGGAAAACAAAGACGAGCAGUUGUCCGAAUGGCUGCUGAGGAGAGGCUCCGACCCAACGGCGACCAACAGAGACGGAUUCACGCCGCUAAUCCUGAUUUGUCGGAACAAGUACAACAGAUUGGCCGAGAUACUUUUCGAAGUCAACGAAGAUAUUCCGCAAACGCUGUUGGUCAAUGUCCAGGACAAGCGGGGCAACACACCUCUGCACCACGCGGCGUUCUCGGGCAACCAGCAGCUGGUCGAGUCGCUGCUGCGAAAAGGGGCAGACCCGAACGCGACCGACGAGUGGGGACUGUCACCGCUGCACGUCCUCAGCGAUCGAGGUACGGCCGAUGACUUGGAGUGGUUUUUCAAAGUCAUCGAAGCGGUUGGACAGACGGUGCAAGUCAACAGCCAGGCCAAGUUGGGCGACACGCCGUUGCUCUUGGCUGUAGACAAGGGCCACAAGAGGCUGGCCGAGUCGCUGCUUAGACGAGGCGCCGAUCCGAAUCUGGCCAACUUGGUGAUCGACGCUCCGGACAGGUUGGGCGAUCCACUGCUGCAAUUGGCCCUCGGUCGUAGCAACAACGUAACGAUCAGCAGCUACGACGAGAGCGAAAAUCAGCCGUCCAAUCGCCGACGUUACAAAUACGUACAACGAUUUCCUUCCUCGAUUAGCGAUGUCCCUACGAAUUCUUUUAGAAGCUCCUCCAAUAAUUGGGGCCUGGAAAUAGACUUGAAGUUUGGCCAUCAGCUACAAGCGACGAAAUCGCCCAACGACUCGCUCGACGAAUACAUGAAACUUCACGACAGAGCCAUUGCUGUCUAUACGGACGGUAGCAAGUGGCGAAGUGCUCCGUACGUAGGCGCGGCGGUCUACGUUCCCAGCGACGACGUCAAGAUCCUGGUUAGCAUGGAAAAUCACCACUCGAGCAUCGAUGCCGAGUGCAAAGCGCUCGAGGUGGCGUUGAGGUAUUGUCAAGGUCAUCGAGAAAACUAUUUCGUGAUAUUCAGCGACUGCAAGCCCGCGUUAUCUAUCUGUGCCAGACGUUUGUACAAGGCUUGCAUCGAACCGAAUUCGCGGAAAGUCAUAAAAUGUGUCUGGAUACCCGCGCAUCAUGGCAUCGAAGGCAACGAGAUCGCCGAUGUGGCGGCGAGGGCCGCCACUUACGCUUAG
Trichogramma pretiosum is the source of this 2004-nucleotide messenger RNA. RefSeq names its product ankyrin-1-like. The transcript has 3 exons. Gene Ontology annotation, cellular component: nucleus. Bases 1 to 2004 code for a protein of 667 amino acids. The record is from RefSeq and is a predicted model, not a curated record. Lineage: Eukaryota; Metazoa; Arthropoda; Insecta; Hymenoptera; Trichogrammatidae. Gene Ontology annotation, molecular function: transcription cis-regulatory region binding; protein binding; RNA-DNA hybrid ribonuclease activity. Gene Ontology annotation, biological process: positive regulation of transcription by RNA polymerase II.